AUGAUUUCUUGUCCGCCCGCACAGCAACCCAUGGCUUCCCAAAACUCUCAGGGCUUCCGCCCGCCUCGGCAACCUGCCACGCGAAUGCCCUCGUACCCCCAGGUUUCCGUCCGAGAUGAAAACGACUGCCUGAAACCGCCGAAACGUGCACAUACCUUCCACAACGGCUCUCCCACCCAGAAGCAUCGUGAGCAAAGCAGACUCCACCCCAUCGACAACACGGGGCCCGAUGCAUUCGAGACGGCCGAGCCUACCGACAAUGAUGACGCACACGAUAUGACGCGCGCCUCGGUCGACCUCGACGACCUGCCCAUUGAACUCAUCACCCUGACAGACAGCUUCAUCGAGUCUCUCGCUGCCAGGGUGCAUCCAACGCCCCCAAACAUCGACCGCCUGUCGCAGCUCUUCCAAGAAUUCUAUGCCCUGGCCUCAUCCCACGUCGGCACGCACAUCGGCGCCUUGGCCUCCCGACAGAGCCGUGAUGCCUCGCCCACCCCUUCCGGCACCACCAUAUCCUCUGCUGCCAGCCGUCUGCGGUCAAAGGCUGCGUCUUUCGGCACCAAGGAAAAGUCAAAGACGGAGGCGGAACAGCAGAUGAUCACGGCCGACGAAUUGGCCAACCGCAAACGCGCCAGGAAAGCCCUCGAGGCCAAGCGCGGCCUGCUGGAGGAGGCAGUGGAACGGAGGCUCUGCGAGGGCAUAUACGGCCGCAUUUACCGGCACAGGAGCACGCAGGACGAGGCUCUGGACGACAAACUCCGCUCAAAGACUGCGGCCCUCGCGCUCGUCGGCAUCGGCCUCGCCGACUUGGGCGUGGAGACGGGCGAGGGGGCACCCUCGACUCCCGAACACGCGGCAGACAAAGAAAGGGACGUGCGGGAAUGGCUGGGCCAAGCCAGAGCCGACCUGACCCGGAUGGGCGAGUCGAGAUAUCCCCUUGGAAAGCUCAACAACCUCAAGGCCGCCCACAAGAGCAUCGUAAACACGCUCGCCCACUUCCACCCCUCUGCGUCCGCCGACGAAAUCAUGCCCAUGCUCAUUUACACCCUCAUCACCAUGCCCCCGGAAAAGCUUCACAUCAUGAGUGACCUCCAUUUUAUCCAGCAAUUCCGCUGGGAACCAAAGUUGACCGGUGAGGCCGCCUAUUGCCUCACUAACCUCGAAGCAGCCAUCAGCUUCCUGCAGACUGUGGAUCUGGCCACUUUACGAGAAGACGAACACCCCUCUGGACAACCCAAGAGCGCGACCCAGCCCGGCACCCCGAGGGCAGAAACAUUCCCCCCUGCGUACCCUCAGGGGCCCCUAGAUGUGACGACUCCCACUAAGGACGCCGCUGAAGCCAACCCCAACAAUGCCAGCGCCACAAAGUCUGCCCCGCCACCAUCCGCCCUCAAGACCUCCAACGUGUUGAAGAACCGCCGGUUGAGUGAGCUCGUCAACACCCCGGCCCAGGCGUUUGGCGCGGCCAGCGACGCCGUUUUCAGCACGGCUGACCAGGGGCUCAAGACCAUCUCUAGCAGUCUGGGAGACAGUUACUCGUUCCUCUUGGGCAAGCUUCGCGACAGUCAGCAGAGCACUCAGAGUUCGUCGAUUGUCGUCCCACGCACCCUGGACGACGCCCGCAAGCUCGUCAGCACGCCGCCACCCGACGAGGACGACAGCGCCAGCGGCGCAAACUCUGCGGUGGGUGCCGAGGAUGCCGAGCAGAUGAAGCGCUCACCGGUGCGCGAGGACAAAGUCGCCAACAUGAUAGGACGUCGCCGGGAGCCGAGUGUGGAGAGCGCCAAAAGUGGGCGCAGCGCCAGCUCGAACAAGAAGGUGCUCUUCGCCGAGGAGUCCAAGAGCUCAACGUCUUUCCUCUCGUCCAGUCAGAGCCCUGCCGUUCUCGAGCAGGUGCGCAGUCUGGGCAGCUCCUUCAAUCCUAUGGCCCGGUUGUCAAAUAUCGGCAUGAUCAGAGGCUUUGGCCGCAACACACCCACGCCCACGGCCGCCGCAUCCCCAAAGGACAUUGGCAAGACAUCGGACGGGGGCGACUUGGCAUCAGCGUUUCCCGAUAUCGCAGACGCUCUUCCGCCCAAGGAGGGCCUCAAGGUGGCCCCACCGAACAAGCGCUUCAUGGAGGUGCAAGACCCGGGCGAGCUCCGGCUGAGCGAGGUGCAGGACCUGCUCGGGGAGUACCGCCGCAUGGCCGAGGCCCUCAAGAGCCUGGGCGCUUUCGAGGACAGCUGA
Molecule: messenger RNA, 2229 nt
Organism: Hirsutella rhossiliensis
Lineage: Eukaryota; Fungi; Ascomycota; Sordariomycetes; Hypocreales; Ophiocordycipitaceae
Product: vacuolar sorting protein 9 (VPS9) domain-containing protein
Exons: 3
Coding region: 1-2229 (742 amino acids)
Biological process (GO): vesicle-mediated transport
Cellular component (GO): endocytic vesicle; cytosol
Molecular function (GO): guanyl-nucleotide exchange factor activity; small GTPase binding
Source: RefSeq, a predicted model, not a curated record